Molecule: messenger RNA, 456 nt
Organism: Melampsora larici-populina 98AG31
Lineage: Eukaryota; Fungi; Basidiomycota; Pucciniomycetes; Pucciniales; Melampsoraceae
Exons: 1
Coding region: 1-456 (151 amino acids)
Source: RefSeq, a predicted model, not a curated record
AUGGCCCCUCGUAAUCGAACCAACCUUUUGCGUCCAACAAAUCGACUGAAGAAACCUAGGAACGAAGCGAGUCAAUCUGCUCAAGAGUUGUCUGAAUGGGAUGAUAAUGAAGAAAAGUGGUGUGCAAAAGAAUGUGACCUGCUCAGCCGUGCACUCACCCAGCCAGAACCAGCUACAAACAACCCCUGGCCCAAUGAGAUUCAGGGUGAUCAAUUUAUUGGCGAUAACGACGGGUAUUAUGACUUUGAUGACGAUGCUCACACACCGCCUCAUCAUGAGUCAUCAGAUUCAGGAGCAGAAUCUGAUGAUUCUGUGCACUCACUUGCUUCCGAUACUGACCUUGGUGUCGUGGGUGCUCGGAUAGCGGGGGAAUACAACCGUCGGCGUCGAAUACGAGAGGAAAGGCAAUGGGAGGAGGUCCUUGAACCAAUGUUCAAAGUCUUCAUGCUAUGCUAA